This is a messenger RNA of Penicillium malachiteum, 1671 nucleotides long. Its product is annotated as MDR family MFS transporter. Gene Ontology annotation, molecular function: transmembrane transporter activity. Gene Ontology annotation, biological process: transmembrane transport. NCBI's taxonomy places the organism in Eukaryota, Fungi, Ascomycota, Eurotiomycetes, Eurotiales, Aspergillaceae. Bases 1 to 1671 code for a protein of 556 amino acids. The record is from RefSeq and is a predicted model, not a curated record. The transcript has 10 exons.
AUGGAGAAAUCCGAAUCGUCUCAAGAUAAUGCCGUGGAGGUUCCCAUCUCUUCACCAGUCUCUAGUUCACAUUCUCUAUCCAAAGAACUUACCCCGGACCCCUCACCACAGGAAUCAACAAUGGACUCUCCUGACGCAUCCGAGUCCGCGACGGACACAAUAAUGAUCCCGGAGGAAGAACGAAAGUAUCUUACAGGCAUGAAACUUUAUUUGGUGACAGGCGCAGUUACCUUGGUCUCUUUCCUAAUGCUUCUGGACCUUUCUAUCAUUGUCACGGCGAUUCCAAGGAUAACGGAUCAUUUCAACUCUCUUGCUGAUGUUGGAUGGUACGGAAGUUCAUAUCAAAUUGCAAGCGCUUGCUUGCAACCACUCACAGGAAAGGUCUACAGCAACUUCAAUUCCAAAUGGACUUUCUUGGGUUUCUUUUUCGUGUUCGAGCUGGGCUCAUUGCUCUGUGGCAUCGCAAACUCCUCGAAGAUGCUCAUUAUCGCUCGUGCGGUUGCAGGUAUGGGAGGAUCUGGCCUUAUGAAUGGUUGCUUAACUAUCAUCGCAUCAUUGGUGCCACUUCACAAAUCUCCGGGUUUAAUCGGAAUGGUCAUGGGCUUUUGUCAACUUGGAAUGGUCGGUGGUCCACUGAUCGGGGGUGUUCUUACCGAAAAAGUGUCUUGGAGAUGGUGUUUCUACAUUAAUCUCCCAGUUGGUGCUGUUGCCACAAUCCUCCUUCUUUGCAUUGAAGUUCCCGAUCAAAUUGUUAAACCUCCAGUCAAAAAUGCAGCCACAACAAUCAUGCGCGAGCUUGAUCUAAUCGGCUUCGCUCUCUUCUCCCCUGCAGCUAUUCAACUCCUCCUGGCGUUGGAAUACGGCGCGGGUACAUAUGGAUGGAAAAGUGCCACAGUCAUCGGUCUCUUCUGUGGAGCCGGCGGCACAUUUAUCAUAUUUCUUCUCUGGGAGUACCGUAUAGGGAACAAAGCAAUGAUCCCUCUCCAGAUGGUUGCAAAACGCAAGGUCUGGACAAGCUGUCUUGUCAUCAUAGCUAUGUAUGGAGCAGGACUUGCCGCAUCCUAUUACUUGCCGAUCUACUUCCAGGCUGUGAAAGAUGACUCUCCAAUUAUGAGCGGUGUAUCUUUACUACCAACCAUUGUGAUGCAGAUUAUCUUCGCUGUCAUGUCUGGAACCUUGAUUGGAAGACUAGGAUACUAUACUCCUUGGGCCAUCUUUGCAGGAGUUACGAACUGUGUCGGCGCCGGCCUCUUAUCAACAUUGGCACCAGAGACAUCCACCGCGAAAUGGAUUGGGUACGAAAUGAUAUUUGGCGCCAGCCGAGGAGCCGGUUUUCAAACGCCUAUCAUUGCCAUCCAACACGCCGUACCCCAAGGCGAUGUUUCCGUCGCCAUGGCCCUACUCAUUUUCAGUCAAACACUCUCUGGCGCUGUAUUUCUGACAAUCGCAAAUGUGAUUUUCGACGCCGCAGCGAUUCUUGCUGCCGGUGCUACGACCUUCAGAUCUGUUGUUUCGAAGGAAGAUCUACCUGGAGUCUUGAAAGCCUAUGCGAAGAGCUGUGACUAUGUCUUCUACAUGGCUACAGGACUUGGUGUUGUAAUCUUUGCAUUUGCAUUUGGCAUGGGCUGGACUGAUGUCAGGAAGAAGAAGCCUUCCGAGGAGAAAGCGUAG